Messenger RNA from Brugia malayi, 132 nucleotides. Lineage: Eukaryota; Metazoa; Nematoda; Chromadorea; Rhabditida; Onchocercidae. The record is from the annotation of a RefSeq genome assembly.
GUACAGCAAACAUCAACACUGAUUUUUUUGUCAAAUCUAAAAGCUACUAGUGUCUACAGGAACGUUUUCAUGUUGACUGAACGCGAGUACAUACUAAUCAAGCACACAGAUCCAAGUACUAGAUUUUCCCUU